Molecule: messenger RNA, 2310 nt
Organism: Colletotrichum fioriniae
Lineage: Eukaryota; Fungi; Ascomycota; Sordariomycetes; Glomerellales; Glomerellaceae
Source: RefSeq, a predicted model, not a curated record
AUGAAUUCAUCAUGGAAAGAAGCUGAGGCUGCGAACCUCGAAGACGAUGCCCAAGUUGAUGACGACGAGGAGGAUCUUGUAUCGGAUGCCGAUUCAGAUGAAAUGGAGCUCCGAGGCGAUAUCGCCAAGUACGAACAGUCCGUCCGAGAAUUUCUCUCUUCGCAUCACACUGCUGGGGUCAGCGCUGGCGCCGGCCUUGAUGGCGAUGACGGAGGAUUGAGGAAGGCUCCGCCGAUGUCGAGGAGCAAACAUACUUCGCGCUCCAUCCGAGGUCCCCGGAAAGCCGCUGAGCCCAGGGGCGACAUCAAGCUUCGUCUUGCGGGAGUGAACCAGGCGUUUAUGAGUGGGAAUUAUGCCCUCGCUCGGGAUCUUGUAUUCGAGAUCAUCAGAAUCAACGCCGAAACUCAUCAGGCAUGGACUGUCCUAGCAUCCAUUUUUCGAGAAGAAGGCGCCAAUGACCAGGCGUUGAUGGCUAUGGUCAUUUCUGCUCAUCUGAGGCCCAAAGACUUCGCAGUAUGGAUGGAUUGCGCGUCCUUUGCCAUGAGCCUUGCCGAAGGCGGUCAAGAAGGCGCUCUCAAGACCGCUCUCAUGUGCUAUUCAUCUGCAAUCAAGGCUCAACCAACGAGCCUUGAAGCUAGACUAGGUAGAGCCGAAGCCAGUCACCGCCAGGGCUUCUUCUCUCAGGCUAUAACUGAGUUCACCUACGUCAUUGAACGUCGCCCGCUGGACAUAGAUGUCGUUCGACGGUUGGCAGAAGCCUGCGCCGACUCUGGAGGCAUGGAAGAUGUCCAGAAGGCUGUCUCAGCUUACAAGACGUACUUCGCACAUGCACGAAGUACAGAGCAGGAAGGAGGCGGGGAGCUAUCAUGGCAUGACAUAGGCAUUUAUGUGGAGCUCUUUGCCUGUGCUGGAGACUUCGGAAACGCUAUUGCAGAUCUCAAGUCGCUUUCACGCUGGCUGCUCGGACGACCAAACGACCAACAAUGGGAUGCCUGUUUCGAUGACAGGGAGUGGGAUCGUGAUCAUUCUCGCCGUGUUCAAAUCCCCUCUUUCGACCCUUCUGCCUACAACAUAUAUACCUAUGGUAUGGGAUUACCUCUGGAAUUCAGGGCUCGUCUUGCUCUAUACCGGCUGAAAAUCCGAGACGAGGAGGAAUCAGAUUGGUUAGAUCCAACUGAAUCUGCCACGGCUACCGCUAUCGAGGACUUUCCCUACCUCGUUCGAGAUAUUGCAGAUGAACUCUGCGCCGUCCAGCGCUACCAGGAGGCACUAGAUUACUACGAACUGCUGCGGCAUUCCGUUUACGGUCAAGACGCUACCUUGCUUCUUCAACUCGGCCGCUGCUACCUGAGGAAAUCCGACAACGUUGCGGCAGAGGACUGCUUUCUUGUGGCUAUCCAGGUCGACGAGACCAAUAUCGACGCUCGUUAUGAACUAGCCACGAUAUACGAAAAGGCAAAGGAGGAAGAGGAAGCUUACAUUCUGGUGACUGAAGCGAUUGCCCUUCAGGGCAUCAACGACGAAGGAGGCUUGGUAGGCGACGGCCGUGGAGAUAUGGGUGGCAUUAGAGGUCACCGUUUAUCAGGAUCUCUAGCCUCCGGUUUGGCUGAUGGCGUCAAGUCACGGCGCAGACGGGAAUACAAGCGCCGACCUGCGAAUAGCGGAAUCGUUCGCCCAAGAUAUCGCCCGAAGCGCCUUGUAGCUCCCGAUCAACGUAUGCAAGAGGAACGAGCGCGGGCGGAUGAGCUCACUAGGCGAUACGAAGUUGUGCGCAGCCUAAAGAAGGAAAUCCAAGCAGGCGAUCACUCCCUAAUACCAACAUGGAUGGCCGCUGCCGGCGAUCUUGUGGGCGAGUUUAGAUCCUUCAGGAAGUUCUAUCCUUGGGACAAAUACCUAAAGUUUCUUGGAGCUGCCAAUGAUGUUGUGUUCAGCGCUUCAUCCCGAAACCAGCCUGGCCUUUCGGAAUUGGCUGAAAGAUUGUCCAAGAAUAUGGCACCAUCUCUGACAGAAGAGAGGAGGACAAACGUAAUGUACGAGGACGACGGCUAUAGAGGCAUUCCUUUCGGCGAAUGGCUCGAACUGUUCCUUGACUACGCCAUAAGCCUUGCCCUGGACAACCGCGCCGAUGAGGCCUAUCAAGUUUGUGAAGCAGCUCGAGAUUCUAUCGUGUUCGUCAAUUCCAAGGAUUACAUGUUCUUAAUCCAUGUUGCAUGGGCGGCAUGUGCAAUAUAUCUUUCCGACGAAGAGAUGUGCGUAGCUGUCGCUAGAUUCUUUAUGAAGACUGUGCCAGUCACCGGCGUCAUGGUAUAA